Perkinsus marinus ATCC 50983 is the source of this 474-nucleotide messenger RNA. RefSeq names its product DNA-directed RNA polymerase II largest subunit, putative. Gene Ontology annotation, biological process: DNA-templated transcription. The transcript is spliced from 5 exons. Gene Ontology annotation, molecular function: protein binding; DNA-directed RNA polymerase activity; DNA binding. NCBI's taxonomy places the organism in Eukaryota, Perkinsozoa, Perkinsida, Perkinsidae. The record is from RefSeq and is a predicted model, not a curated record. Bases 1 to 474 code for a protein of 157 amino acids.
AUGAAAUAUCAACUUCGGAUGAAUAUCAACUUGGUGAUGAUGAUGAUGAUGGGAAGGAGUGGUAUUGGAUUAGGUACGAAGGUGUAUAAGGAUGGCGAAUCACGACAGCGUGUUCCCAUCAAUGUGAGGAGGUUGAUUGACCAGUGCCACUACCUCUUCCCAGCUGAAUUGGAUCCUGAUUUCUAUCCUCCUCAAGAGGUCGUCCAGAAGGUGGAGGAGGCCCUGGAUAGGCUAAGGGUCAUUCGAGGCCUUACUGAUGACCAAAUCCUAGGGUGGGAGGCUCAGCAUAACGCCGCAGUGGUCCUCCAAUCCCAUCUACGAUACCAUCUAGCGUCCAGAAAGCUAUUGGAGAGGAAUAGACUCGGGCAGAGGGCAGUCGAUUGGCUGGUGCUACUCCGCGAUACUGAGACCGCGGAUGACGUGUCUCCUGAGAUGAAGGAUGAUGAGGAUGGGGGUAAGUUGGGCACUUUGUAG